This is a messenger RNA of Carassius carassius (crucian carp), 1136 nucleotides long. RefSeq names its product mannose-P-dolichol utilization defect 1a (gene mpdu1a). The transcript has 8 exons. Gene Ontology annotation, biological process: oligosaccharide biosynthetic process. The record is from RefSeq and is a predicted model, not a curated record. The coding region runs from base 246 to 1019 and encodes 257 amino acids. Lineage: Eukaryota; Metazoa; Chordata; Actinopteri; Cypriniformes; Cyprinidae.
GUUAUGCUGGAAUUCACAAAAUAAGACAUGUUUUGACAGGUCAUUGGUUUAAAGUUCAAAAGUGGUUUGCUUAGACGUAAGAAAAAGACGACCAAAAGUCUCGCAUUUAAUUUCGAAUGACUAGUUAUUUAGUUUAACCCUGUAACUGGUUAUUUGUUGCUGUCAAGCAGUAAGUUUAAUUGACAUUAUCUUCCAUGCUUCAGAUUUGCGCAGAUAACACAAAGACUAACAGGAAUACAUAGGCUAUGGACACGUCUGAUGAAGGGAGGAUGUCUCGUUUGAAAGAAUUUUUGCUAACUUUCUUCAUGCCAGAAAAGUGUUAUGACCAGUUUUUCCUUCACUUCAACUUUAUGCACGUUCCCUGUCUGAAGAUUCUCUCAAGUAAAACUAUGGGUAUAUUGAUUUUGGUGGGGAUUGUUAUUGCUCCACUCCCUCAGAUUUGGAAAGUUCUUUGGUCUGGAAGUUCUAAUGGACUGUGUAUAACCUCCAUUUUUCUGGAGCUGUUGGCCAUCUCUACUCAUGCAGCCUUCUGUUACAAUCAAAAUUUUCCCAUUGGUGCCUGGGGGGAAAGUUUGUUUGCAUUGAUCCAGAUUGCUGUCCUGGCUUUGCUUGUCCAGCAUUACCAAGGGAAAACCAUAAAAGGUGUAUGUUUUCUUGCUCUAUACUGUGGCUUUAUGUUCCUGCUUGCCUCACCUUUGACUCCUGUGUCAGUGGUUUUGACCCUGAAUGAGUGGAAUGUGCUGCUGGUUAUUGCUGGCAGGUUUUUCCAGGCAAGAAGUAACUUCAGAUCGGGGCACACCGGACAGUUGUCUGCGCUCUCUGUUUUCCUGGUCUUUCUUGGCUCUCUGGGACGCAUUUUCAGUUCCCUGCAGGUCACAGGCCUUUCUCUCUCAACUCAGUUGCAUGCAGUGGCCUGCUGUUGCAGUGCGGUGAUACUGGCACAGGUCCUGAUGUACUGGAGUAAAAGCAUGAUAAACAGCAAGAAAGAAAGGGAAGUGGAAAAAGACAAGGCUGAAUAAAAGAGAUAUUUUUACUCUCUUGGAUGUACACCUCAGAAUGUGCAUUUGCACUUCUGAAAAAGAGGUUGUAAAUCAUUAAAUGUCUGAUGAAAUGUUUUAAAAAAAUGUAUUUUCUGA